AUGGCUGCUAGAUGCGUGGAGUGCAUCAAGGUCCCGCCUGGAGGCAAACCAGAGGUGCGGGAUCGAAUCCUGCUGCCAGCGUUAAUUGUCUCCUUGUCCUCCACGCUUGUUCUCCCCCCUGCUCUUACUCCCCCACGUGCUCCUUAUGCGUCCCCGCCCCUUCAUGCCUCCCACCCCCGUUCCUGCCUUCCUCCCACUCUCUUGCCUCCCCUCUUACUAUGCCAUUCCCCUCUCCAGACUGGGUGUUCACAUAGGACUAUGUACUGGGUGUUCACAUACGACUAUGUGUACGGAGGGACGGGCCCGCCCAUGUCGCAGCUCUUUGCCGACUGCAUCAUGCCCCUCGUGCACGGGCUAUUUGAUGGUUACAACGCCACCGUUUUUGCAUACGGGCAGACCGGGUCAGGCAAGACGUACACCAUGGCCACGGCUCUCCAGAGCACGGCUGCUGCUCGAAGCAAGACGUACACCAUGGGCACAGCUCUUCAGAGCACGGCUGCUGCUGCUGAGACAGACAGCAGCGGUGCAGCUACCAGCACCAGUGGUGGUGGUGCCAGCACUGGCAAGGACGAGAGUCUGAAUAGCAGCGACAGUAUGAGUGGCAGCCCCAACAAGUUCAAUAGCAGCACUGGGAGCAGUGGGAGCAGUGGCAGCGGCAGCGGUGAGAGGAGGGAGGGGAGGAGCACCACAAGUGGCAGUGCAUUGGGGGCUGUGAGUCCAGCGUCGGUGGAGAAGGAAGGAGGGGUGGCGAGGCGGGUGGUGAACUCCCUCUUCCAACAUGUAGAGGACCUCGCCCACUGCUCUCGCUUCCAGAUCCGAGUCUCUCUCAUAGAGAUCCACAAGGACGAUAUACACGACCUUCUAGAGUUCCUCGCUGCUCCCUUCCCCACCUCCACCCCCUCCUCCGCCUCGCCCGCCACCGUCGCUGCCCUUGCUGCUGCCGCUGCUGCGGCCCGAGCCUCCCCUUCAGGGCCGGCGCCCCUAGGCCCGGCGCCGCCGCCUCGGCAGACUGUGGCGAUCCGGGAGCUGCCGGGAGGGGUGUCCCUCACAGGGGUUACAGAGCAGGUGGUUACCACACGGGACGAGGCUAUAGCGUGCUUGGAGCAUGGGCUGCUGUUCCGGGCGACAGGCAGUCACAACCUGAACCAGCGGUCCAGUCGUUCCCACGCCAUAUUCACAAUAUUCGUGGAUCAGUUCAGGCGACGAGCAGUCCCACUGGAUCCCACCUCUCGUCUCUCCACCAGCAUGACAACCGCCACGAGUACUUACCUAAGCGCCAGCACCAGUGGCACUUCCAGCAGCAGUGGGAGAGCUUCGCUUGAAAGCGGAGAUGGGGCGGGGAAAGCCGACGGGAUGGCGCUGUUCGGGCAGGACGAAAAUGCUUUGUUUGGGGUCGGGCGGAUGGAUGAGGAGCAUCUGUGUGCGAAAAUGCAUCUGGUGGACUUGGCGGGCAGCGAACGAAUCAAACGCACCAAGGCAGAGGGUGCUCGGCUGAAGGAAGGCAUUCACAUCAACAGGGGUCUCCUGGCCUUAGGCAACGUGAUCAGUGCGCUCAGCAGCGAUGAGAAGAGGAGGAAGGAUGCAGGGGGGGGAGGAGGUGCAGGGUUUACAGCAGCGUUGAUCCCGGUGCACGUUCCGUAUCGAGAUAGCAAGCUGACGCGGCUGCUGCAGGACUCCCUCGGAGGCAACAGUCGCACUGUCAUGAUAGCCUGCGUGAGCCCCACGGAUUCAAACGUAGAGGAGAGUCUCAACACCCUUCGCUAUGCCAACCGUGCGCGCAACAUCUGCAACCGACCCACGGUGAACCGGCUGGGCACGGUGGAUGCAGAGGAGGUGCGGCGGCUGAGGCACCACGUUUCGCUGCUGCAGGCUGAACUAGCUAGAGUGCCGCCCCCUCUGCCCAUCACAGCAGAGGAGUUGCAGAAUCUGGCAUCUCUCGAGGAGGCCAACACGCAGUUAAAGGCGUCACUAGAAAGCACCCAGUUAGACCUGCAGUCGACCCAGCAGGCCCUUGACGCAACAAAGCUAUCCUUGGAAUCCGAGAGGCAACGGGCGGAUGAAAGCGAGGCGGCGUGCGCUGCUCUGCGUGCUGACUGUGCGGCGCUGCGCGCUGACCUGGACAGCGCCACGUCGGAGAUCGCGCGGCUGAGCGCUGAGCUGGCAGCGGCAAAGGAGGAGUCAGCAAAAGCAAAGGAGCAAGUGAAUGCUUUGAGAAAGUCCCAUGAGAAAACCGGCCGUGGGUAUGGAGCUGGUGGCGCUGCUGCUGGUGCUGGUGCUGGUGCUGGUGCUGGGGCUGGUGCUGGUGCUGGUGCUGGUAGCUUUGGCAGCAGUGGUGUUAGAAGGCAGUCGGGCGGAGGUGGGGGAACAGCAGCCUUUGGAGCGGCACGAACGGACGAGAUCAAGCGAGUGAAGAGAGAGGCAGAUAGGGCCGUGGCUGAGGCGACUAAGAGGGCAGAGAGGGAGAGUAAGAAGGCGGAAGAGGCUAUUGCUCGAGCUAGGAAGGCUUUGGAGAGAGCAGUAGAGGCAGAGAAGCGAGCACCUGAGGCAGAGAGACGGGCGGCAGAAGCAGAGAGGAGAGUAGCGGAAGCUGAGAAGAAAGCAGCAGGGGCAGAGAGACGGGCAGCAGAGGCGGAGGAGAAAAGGGAGAGCGAGAUGCGACGGGCAGAUGGUAGUGUUGAGCGCUUGGGUUUGGCAGAGGUUCGGACUGCUGAGGCUGAGGCGGAGAUUCGGGCGCUUCGCUCGGAGCUAGCCUCGGCGGCUGCUGAGGCAAUGGCGGCUGCUGUGGCCCGGCAAGCCUCGGAGCAGGAGCAGGUGAGGGUGGUUCGGAUGCAGAUUGCCGAGGCUGAGCAGGAGGCUCGGACGAGUAUUGCAGAGAUGGAAAAGAGGUUCGGGAAGGAGCGGGAAGAGUAUGAGAGGCGGAUUGAAGCUGAGAGGCAGCAGUGGGAGAAGGAGAAGAGCUCGUGGGAGGAGGAAGGGAGGGCGAGGGAUAGACGGGUGGCGCAUGAACGUUAUAGCUGGAAUCAAGAGUUGACAGCAGAAGUGGAAAAACGGGAGAGGAACUGGGCAGGGGAACGGGAGAUGUGGGAGAGGAGUCUUAGAGAGGAAGGGGAGGUUUGGGAAGGAAGGCUGAAAGAGGUACGGGACGCAUGGGAAGCAAAACUAAAAGAGGAAGCGGAGGCAUGGGAGAAAAAGCUCGCAGCAGCUGAAGAGAAAGCAGAGAAAGCAGCAGGGGUUGCGGAGAGAAUCAGGGCGGAGGUUGAAAGGGCGGAGGAGCAGGCAGUGGCAGGCAUGCUGCAGGAAAAGAGGCUUGCAGAAGAGAGAGCUUUUGCUGCUGAACGGGCCUUGGCAGGGGAGAAAGCGAUGCUGGAAAGGAGAAUGGCGGAUCUGAGGGCUGAGGUGAGAAAGGCAGCAAAGGAGGAAGAGGCGGAGUGGCUGGGGUUGGUGACUUCUGAAGCUGAGCGGUUGAGUGAGGAGUGUAAUGCGUUGAAGGGCGAGUGUGGGGAGUUGAGGAGGGAGUGUGAGGGGUUGAGGAGGAAGGAGAGGGAGGAGAGGGAGAGGAGGGAGCGGGAGGAGGCGAGGGCUGUGAGAGCCGAGGCUGCUGCUGCCGAAGCUGAGGCUCGCGUGGCUCGGGAGGUGGAGAGCGUGCAAGAGCAGGCUCGGGAAAAGGCUCGGAAAGAGGCAGAGAAAAUGGAGAGUGAGUUAGCGGAGGUUUGGGCGCAAGCAGAGGUGGAAGCAAAGAAGGCAGAAGAUGCAACGGAGAGGGUGAAAGAAGCAGAGGAGCAGGUGGUUAUACUGAAGGUAAAGAUUGAAGGGUUAAGGGAAGAGUUGAACGAGCUUGAAGCUGUUCUAAAGGAGGAGGAACAGAAGGCGGAGGAAGCAGAGAAGCUGCUGGUUCGGGCCCGAGCCAAGCUUGCCGAAGCUGAGGCUCGGGCCGAAGCUGCUGAGGGCAGAGUGGAGGAGUUAGACGGGGAGGUGGAGAGGGCGAGAGAAGCAGAAGAGGUGGUUCGGAUGGAGUGUGAAGCUUUGAGAGAGUGUGUGCGAGCGGCAGGGGAGAGAGUAGAGGUAGUGACUGAGAGCGUGAGGAGGAGUGAGAGAGCUGCGGAGGAAGCAGAGGAGAGGGCGAGAGGAGCAAAGGAGGAGCAGAGGAAGGCAGAGGGGAAAGCGAGUGAGGCGUUGGCAGCAGUGGAUGAGGCAGAAGAGAGGGCGAGAGUUGCUGUGAGGGAGAGGGAGGAGGCGGAGAAGAGAGCAGAGGAGGCGAGGGGGAGGGCUGCAGAGGCUGAGAGGAAGGCUGCUGCUGCUGGAGCAGCGCUAGUGGAAGCCGAGGAACGGAUGAGGGAUAUGGGAAGGAAGGAGGAGGAGACGGAGGAGGAGGAGGGGGAGGGGGAGAUGCGGGGGAAACGGGAGGAGAGAGGGGGAAAAGCGGAAGAGAAGCUGGGACUGAGGAGAUCAUGGAAGGGAGGGGAGGUGGAGGAGGUGGUGGUGGCUUUGGUGUGUGAGAUGCUAGAUGAUGCGAUGUUGAGGGUGAAUAAUGCACAGGAGAAUGAGCAACAGUCUGGGGGAGAGAAGCAGCAGGGGGGUGCUUGUUUGCGUGCGGUGGUGUGUGAGGCCCAGGAUGAACCGCAGGAUGAACCGCAAAACGAGCUCCAGAAUAAUCCGCAGGGUGAACCACGGACUGAACUUCGGAAUGAAACGCAGGAUGAACCAGCGCAGAUUGGACUUCAGAAUGGGGUGCCAGCAGGGAGCGUGUGGCUGAAUAGGCAGGGGGAGGUAGAGGCGAUGGUGGUGGGCCUAGUGGGACAGGUUUUAGAUAGCACAAUGCUGAUUCUGCAGGCUGAGGAUCAGGCUCGGGAACAGGCUCGGGAGCAGGCUCGGGAACAGGUCUGGGAACAGGUUUGGGAACAGGCUUGGAAGCAGGCUCGGUAUCAGUCGCAGGUGCAGCUUUUCAGGGCAGAGGAGAAGGCAACUGAGGCAGCGGAGCAGGUUCGGGGACUGGAGCAGCAGCUGAUCAAAGCAGAGGAGCAGGUUCGGCAGACUGAGGGGGAGAUUGUAGCGCUCAAGGCUGAGCUGGCGAGUAAGGUGGCUGAGCUGGAUGCUAAGGUUGCUGAGCUGGCAAGGGCUGUGGAGGAGAAGGAGAGAGGGAGAGGUGAGGUGGAGGCAAUGAGAAUUGGACUAGAGGACUUGCGGGGGAGGCUGCGAGUGAGGGAGGAGGAGAAGGGCCAUGCGGAGGAGCAUUUAGAAUGGCUUAUGAAGGAGCUGGCAGAAGAGAUGGCGGAGAGAGAGGGUGAGAGAAGGGUAGUGAAUGCGAUAAGAGAGGAGGUUAGGAGAUUGCGAGGGAAGGUGCGGGAAGGUGAAGAGGCAAGGAGGCAGGCGGAGGGGCGUGUGGAGAGGCUUAUGAGAGAAUUGGCUGAAGCAGUGGAGGAGAGGGAGAGGGGGAGAGGGGAGGUGAAUGCGGUACGAGAGGAGGUGAAGGGGUUGAGAGGGAUGUUGAGGGAUGGGGAGGAGGAGAGGAGGCAAUUGGAGGAGCAUGUGGAAUGGUUGAUGAAAGAGUUGGCUGAGGUGGUGGUUGAAAAGGAGAGGGGUGAGAGGGAGAGGCGAGAAGAGGAGGUGGAACGGGGUGAGAAGGAGGAAAAGAAAGCAGAGGCAGAGACAGAUAUAACAGAGGGAGACACUGGGUCAGGGGAAGAGGAUGGGAUCUCAGCACAAGCAGAAGUGGAAAGAGAAGAAGACCGCAUAGUAGAAGCAGGAAACGGGGGAGAGGCAGGCCCAGACGGGGGAGAGGCAGGCCCAGACGGGGGAGAGGCAGGCCCAGACGGGGGAGAGGCAGGCCCAGAAACCGGGGCAGGGGCAGGAGAAGGGAUGGGUGAAGAAGCAACAUUGGAGGCGUGUGUAAAGUGGUGUGUGGAAGUGGGUGAGGAGGCAUGUGAGGAGGGGGGGGAGGAGGCGGGUGAGGAGGUGAUCUCUACCUUGCAAUCUCAAGGCCCCGUUGCAACUCCUGUCAAGAACCAAGGAGAAGAAUCUCCUUUCGUAACUCCCACCGCCUCCCCCACUGCCUCACCCUCUCCCUCUCCCUCCACUCGCCCUCUCUCGCUGCACCUGACCACUUCGCCUGCUUGCCCAGUAAUAAACGCUGGUGAUGUCAUUCCCGCCUGCCCCCUGCCUGAAACAGCCAGUGGCGAUGACAACACCACCACUGCUUCCCCCCUACCUGCAACAUCGUGCAUGGACCAGCCAUGGAAUCCGUUUUUCACUGGCCUACCUGACGCCCCAACUGAUGCCUCGCCUGAUACCCCACUUGCUGCUGCCAUCGACGUGGUUACAGCAGCACCAGCAGCAGCAAGCCUGGGGUUCUCUCCCUACAAUCCUUUCCUGGAUAGUAUCGAGGAGCCCUUACAGCAGGAACACAGUUACAGUACUGAAGAACCCUUAUUGAAACAAGGGCCCAUUCAGCCAGAAGAGAUGACCUUUGAGUGGCCCGAAAAGCCAUUCCUGCCUAGCUUGAAAGAACCCGUGUUUUCAUUCAUCCCAGUUUGGGAACCCAAUGGUGAUCCAGAGGACUUGGUUCAGGAAGCCUUACAGGGAAGCGAGGGCAGUACUGAGAUGCCCAAGCAGUCUCUGACCGCUGACCGUGACCAUGGCAGCAGGUGCAUUCCUCGUUCCAACAGCAACCCUUUCCUGUGCUCUUGGGCGGAGCUUGAAGGGGAGGGGGGGGAGACCUGUGGAGAGGAGGGGAUUAGUGCGCAGGAGGAGGGAGGAAGUGGCGAAAAGGGGUUCACUCUUAGCAGCAGUAGUUCCGCUGUCACCACUGUUGGGAGCAAGGCUGGUAGCUCAACGGCAGGAGUGACUGCUGGCACCACUUCUAGUGCCACUGGUGCUAGCACCACUGCUGGCACCACCACUGUUACCACUACUACUGCUAGCUCCACUGCCGGCACCGCAAGUGCUUGCAGCAAGACUGGAGGCUUCGUGCGUCUCCCAAGCUCCCCACGCCUCUCCUCCUCUCGGGCCCCUCCUGCCCUCGCUGCUCGCUCCAUUCUCUCCCACACCAAGCCCCUCCCUCUCUCGCACUUUCCUGCUGCUGCUGACCCGCUGAUUGCGGCAGCUGUGGCAGCCGCUGCUGCCUCUGCUGCCGGUGCUGGUGCCGGUGCCGCUCGUGCUGCUACUUCUGCUGCUGAAUUCGAUGGGAACGAAGAGAUGGCGGCGGCAGCAGCACAGAGAGGAGCACAGACAGCAGCACCAUCAGCACAGGCAGUAGUAGCACAGGCAGAAGCACAGGCAGCAGCACAGGCAGCAGCAGGGGGAUCAGCACAGGAAGCAGAAGUGGUGCUCCCAGCUUCGAUGGUUUCAGCCGCUAAGAUUGCUGGCCUUGGGGGUGCGUUUGUAUCGUCAGGAGGAGUGGGAGCACUGGGAGAAAUGGGUGGAGUAGGAAGGGUGGGUAACGCAGGGAUUUCCCUUGGGGCGUGCUCUGUUUUAAGUGCUGGUAUCGGCGUAAACACCAAUCAGCAAUCACGGGGUCACAUGGGAAUGGGAAAUAUGAGAGGUGCUUAUGUGAGUGGGCAGAUUGAGGAGGUGGUGGAGCUGGUGGAGGAAGAGGAGGGGACUGAGGAGGGUGAGGAAGAGGAGGUCGAGGAGGAAGAGGAGGUCGAGGAGGUAGAGGAGAUAGAGGAGGUAGAUGAGGUGGAGGAGGAGGAGGAGGAGGAAGAGGAGGGAGAGGAAGAGGAAGAGGAGGAGGAAGAGGAAGAGGAGGAAGAAGAGGACGAGGAGGAGGUGGGAGAGGAGGAAGAGGAGGAAGAAAGGGAAUCAAGGGGUGAGGCCACAGAAAAAGGGACCAAGUUUGAAAAUAAAUGCGAUAUGAACACCGGCAGUACCAACAACAGCAGUAGCAGCAGCAGUCGGGGAAGAAUGGCUCCUGGAGCAGUGGCAUCGGCAGCAGCGAUGCUGUCCCGCCUGCGAGGGUCUGUUAAGAUGGGGCAGAGCUUCAGACGCCGCCAGAUCUUGCCAUCCAAACCUAAAGCAGCACUGACAGAGGGAGAAGCAAUUGUUGCAGAAGGAGAACGGUGGGCAGGAGAAUGGGGUACAGCGGCGGUGGUUUCAGGGAGCAGCAGUGGGGAGGGCAGUGGUGAAAGAGGAGAGGACGUAGAGGCAGCUAACCAGGGGACAGGACACUUGGAUGAGGGUGGUGUGAGCGCUUGGGGGCAAGGCAGCAGUGGUGAGGACGGGGGGGGUAACGGUCACACAAUGUUUGAGCCGUUUAGUGACCUGCAUGCACCACCGGCCUUCCCAGACCACCUGGACUUGAACACAGGGAUGGAGGAGGCUGGCGCUGAAGAUUCCCACAGCAGGCGUCGCAGCAUUGUCAGCAGCCUCCUCAUGCGGAAGAGUGGUGGUGGAGGAGGGGGGGGAGGGCAUGGCACACACCAUGACUUUCGGAAGAGCGGGGAGAUCUACAGCUUGGAGUCAGGGGCCAUGGCUGGUGCGGAGGAGUUUAGUGCAUGGAUUGACACGAAGACUGAUGCCGAAGACGGUGCAUGCGAGUUAGGAGAAGCAGGACGAGCAGGGAGAAAGAAGGGAUUCAGCCUGAAGAGUGUUCUUUCGUCGAAGACGUCCAUGAGUUACACGAGCUGA
This is a messenger RNA of Closterium sp. NIES-65, 8622 nucleotides long. Lineage: Eukaryota; Viridiplantae; Streptophyta; Zygnematophyceae; Desmidiales; Closteriaceae. The record is from the annotation of a GenBank genome assembly.